This is a messenger RNA of Sphaeramia orbicularis (orbiculate cardinalfish), 1148 nucleotides long. Its product is annotated as microfibril-associated glycoprotein 4-like. The record is from RefSeq and is a predicted model, not a curated record. Gene Ontology annotation, cellular component: fibrinogen complex. Gene Ontology annotation, biological process: blood coagulation, common pathway; positive regulation of heterotypic cell-cell adhesion; fibrinolysis. Lineage: Eukaryota; Metazoa; Chordata; Actinopteri; Kurtiformes; Apogonidae. Gene Ontology annotation, molecular function: protein-macromolecule adaptor activity; extracellular matrix structural constituent. Bases 44 to 760 code for a protein of 238 amino acids. The transcript is spliced from 6 exons.
CAGAGCUUCACACACGUCAGGAUUUGCAUCAGAAAUCUGAGAAAUGAAGCUGGUUCCAGUGGUCUUCAUCCUCCUGGCCCCAGUGUUGACCUGCGGCAAAGACCUGGUCCCACCAGUGGACUGCAGUGCCAUUCGUCACCGGGACAAAAGUCUGCACAGUGGAGUGUACACCAUCUACCCCAAAGGGGAAAGAUCUGCUGUCCAGGUUUACUGUGACAUGGACACAGAUGGAGGAGGGUGGACGGUGUUCCAGAGGAGGAUGGAUGGAACUGUGAACUUCUACAGGCCCUGGGAUCAGUACAAGAUAGGAUUUGGUGACACUGCUGGAGAGCACUGGCUCGGUCUUGAUGUCCUCCACUAUCUGACACGACGUCAAAAACAUCAGCUGCUGGUUGAAAUGGAAGACUUUAAGGGACAAAAAGUGUCGGCUGGUUACUCCCAGUUCUCUCUUGGUAGUGAAUGUCAAGGAUAUAAACUCAGCGUGUCUGGAUUCACUAAUGGAGGAGCAGGAGAUGCUCUGAGUCGCCACAAUGGAAGGAAGUUCUCCACUUUCGACAAUGACCAGGAUGGUUGGACCGGAAACUGUGCCAAAAAGUACCUCGGGGCAUUUUGGUAUGAGAAGUGUCACAGUGCGAACCCCAAUGGGGUUUAUCGCUGGGGGGCUGAUGGUACUAUCUAUGCUGUUGGAGUGGAGUGGCAGCCUUGGAAGGGUUAUGACUACUCCCUGAAGGCCCUCAGUAUGAAGAUCCGUCCUGUGUAGACGACCAGGAUGAUUUCACAGCAGAUAUCAGCAGUUCUUUAAUCUGCCAAAACAAAUAGAUGCAUAGAGUCUGAUUAAAUGUUCAAAUGAUCCUAUUUCCUUGUUGAUUCUGUCUGAGUGUGAGUGUGUGUUAAUGAGCAGCUGCUGGUGUAAAGUCUGGAUCAAACAGCUGUUGUUGUAGAGGAAUGAUUAGACAGGAGGAGUUCCCAUCGAAUGACGUGUGGUUGACUGUAACUCUGCUGCAAUGACUACGUUCCACCACUAGAUGUCUGUGCUGUCUGAGAUCCAUCAGACUGACUGAUCCAAAGCAUACAUGAAACCUCAGACUGUAACUUGAUCUUUGAAUCUUUAUCUUUUGUUUGAUGACAAUAAACUCUGAACAUGAGGA